UCAAUUUGACAUUUGUAUUGUCAAGUCAGCAGGAUUUUAUUGUCAACCACCUGCUAUGUAUUUGGGUGUUCUACUAAAUACUUAUUGCCGGAAUAUUAACAUUUGUUAUAUUAAAUAUAAACAGCUGUGCGUUUGUAUUGAUUUAAUAAUUUUAUUCUCUAAUCGAAUGUUUUCCAUCGAGUACAGUUGAUCGCGACAAGUGAUUCUGAAAUUGAACAGGUUAAGUGGUUCAGUGAUUUUCUGACCAAACUCCUGUCUGGAAUAAGUCAAAUGUCAACUAGUGGCUGUUUGAUAUAAAUUAGAUUGUAAUGGAAUCCUUCAGGGUAAGAUCAUUGUAUGAUUUCACCGGAGAACCAAAUACGGCAGAGUUGUCAAUCUCAGCUGGUCAAAUCCUGACAGUAAUCAGAACUGAUGUUGGAGAAGGUUGGUGGGAAGGAAUCAACGAAAAUGGUCGCUCAGGUCUAUUUCCCCAAGCUUAUGUUGAAAAAAUUGAUUUUACUCAACCUCCGGCUGCACCUCCACCUACUCUUCCUCCCCCGAAUAAUGUGGGAUGGUCUGGAACUCAACCGGUUCCAGUUCAAAGUACGGUUUCACAAGAAGACGACUGGGAUGAUGAUUGGGAUAAUGAUGAGACCUAUAGUGAAAUUGGUGGUAAUAAUGUUCCUCCUGUCGAGAAUAUCUACAGCAAUGAUAGGAACUUGAAUUCAAAUAAUCUACCACCAGAUUUUCCUGGAGAAAGUAAUUUAAAUAUUGACGGUAAAGGUUCUGUUACUAAGAAGAGUUUGAACAGAUUUUCUUCAUAUGUGAAAUCUGGCCUAGAAAGUUAUAUUCUUGGGACGGUUAAUCCCACAUCAAAUUGCUAUAAGAUAAAAAUACGAAAAGAAAAUGAGACAAUACGAUGGGAUCCUAUUACGAACCCUUACACAGUUCAAAUUGCAUCUCCAAAGAAAGCAAGCAAAAUGGGAGGUCUCAAAUCAUUCAUUGCCUAUCAUGUUACACCAUCAUUUUCAGGCAUUGAAGUUGCUAGAAGAUAUAAACAUUUCGAUUGGCUGCAUGAUCGAUUAAGAGCAAAGUAUAAUAUUAUCUCCAUACCCCCCUUACCAGAUAAACAAGUAUCUGGCAGAUAUGAAGAGCAUUUCAUAGAACAUAGAAGAAUGCAGUUGCAAGAAUUUAUCAAUUACAUGUGUAGGCAUCCUGUUUUAUCACAAAGUGAGGUAUGGCACCAUUUCUUGACAUGUACAGAUGAAAAGCAGUGGAAACAGGGUAAAAGAAAUGCAGAAAGAGAUCAAAUGGUUGGUGCUAAUUUCUGUUUGCAAAUUGAUGCCCCUGAUAAAGAAUUGUUAGCAUCUAAUGUUGAAGCAACUAUGGAAAUGAAUAUAAAUAGUAUUAAUCAAAUUGAUCAAGCUUUAAAAGGACUCAUGCAGACUGUUGUUGAUCAACAGAAGAAGUGUUCUAAUAUGUAUAAAAGAGAAAUGCAAAAAGUUGGUGAGAGCUUUUUUGCUUUAGGUACAGCUUUCGAGUCAGCUGAAAAAGGAAUGUUUUCAGAUUUUACCACAGACAUAAAAAGAAUGGGAUCGACAUAUAUGACAAUUGGCAAACUUUUUGAAGAUCAGUCAAAAGUUGACUGGCAAAGUCUAGCAGAUAAACUUUACAUAUAUAAAGGAAUCACUGGUUGCUACCCUGAUAUAUUUUGUCUCCAAAGAUCAGCAGAACAGAAAAAGAGGGAAUGUGAAAAGAAUGUUCAGGUACAACAACCUCAGUUGUUAGAAAUUAGAAAGAGAACAGAUGUUCUAACUUACGCUGUUUUCGCUGAAUUGGCCCAUUUUCAUUCAGAGAAAGAUGGAGAAAUUAAGCAAGCUAUGAAAUUGUUUCUUCAAGAACAAGUGAAUUUUUAUAAAAAUAUUGUAAGCAAAUUAGAAGAUACUCUACAGCGUUUUCAAUGAAACCCGUAAUUAAACUUAAAUGAAUUAUCAGAACUUGCCUUUCUGAGCAAACUGGCUGAGUCACUCCAAGUAAUGCUUGUGGUCUUUGAUGAUGAUGUUUAAAUACAUAUUUAGAAUAUAAAAAUUGAAGGAAUUUCUAGGUUUCUGAAAUUAACAUUUGAAGAUGUAUUUCAAACAUAUUUCACUUUGAUUCUAGCAUAGAUUUUGCAAGUUUGGCUGUGUUUUAAGAAGUAUUCCAUACCCUUUAUAUUAAGUGUGAUAACCAGUUUGUUCUAAUUUAUUUUCAUAAGUAUAUAUACAUCCAAUAGAUAUGUACAUUUUGUAAAAUUAUACCUGGAAAUAUCCCAAAUGAAUGCUUAUGAAAUAUGUCUCAAUUUUUAUCUUUCUAUUGAGAAGAUUUAAUUUUCUUAUGACCAAUUGUUUAUCAAAUGGAUUAAUUUAUAUAAAAUUAUACGAAAUAUCCAAAUUCACCUCUUUAAUGUUUUAAUUGUUCAGUAUAUUAAAUUAUAUCAUGAGUUUGAUUAAAUUUGAAAUUUGUUUAUAAUGAUCAAAUGAGGAGUAUUGCCAUUUUAGCUUAUAAAUCAUAUGAUCAAUUUAUUCUAAUUUAUUGUACCUAUUUGCCUGACCAAAAUUUUUCCACGUAUCUGUACUAUCCAUCAAAUGCAGCUUGAAUUAUGUACUCAUAUUAAUGUCAUGUAUUAUUAUAUACAUAUUGUCAGGUUUUCAUAAAAUUGUGAAAAUUGUUAUCCAAAUAGUUGUUUAUAAUUAAUAUUAGUUUUUCCAACAAACAAUUAAUACUUGUGCAUUUAGGCAGUUUUUAUGUAAUUUUGUUGAAUAUGUAUAUUUUAUUGUACCUUAUAUUAUUAUUUACUCUUUAUAAACAA
Molecule: messenger RNA, 2827 nt
Organism: Harmonia axyridis
Lineage: Eukaryota; Metazoa; Arthropoda; Insecta; Coleoptera; Coccinellidae
Gene: SH3PX1
Product: sorting nexin lst-4
Exons: 3
Coding region: 309-1943 (544 amino acids)
Biological process (GO): plasma membrane tubulation; endocytosis; endosomal transport
Cellular component (GO): plasma membrane; cytoplasmic vesicle
Molecular function (GO): protein binding; phosphatidylinositol binding
Source: RefSeq, a predicted model, not a curated record